Messenger RNA from Chelmon rostratus (copperband butterflyfish), 3344 nucleotides. RefSeq names its product TAR DNA binding protein b (gene tardbpb). The transcript is spliced from 6 exons. Gene Ontology annotation, biological process: regulation of gene expression. The record is from RefSeq and is a predicted model, not a curated record. Gene Ontology annotation, molecular function: RNA binding. Lineage: Eukaryota; Metazoa; Chordata; Actinopteri; Chaetodontiformes; Chaetodontidae. Bases 526 to 1743 code for a protein of 405 amino acids. Gene Ontology annotation, cellular component: nucleoplasm.
GGUAGGCCGUGCUUGGUGGUUGAUUUUUCGCCUCGUGGAAAAAUAUUGUACGUUAUAAUUGUAAUUUUGAAUCUGGGACGAGACAAGCGUUUUGUUGAAGUUGCAUAACUUCAUUAACCAGCACAGGCCAUUUUGAGGACACCGUUUUGUCGGAUUGGUUCUCGGGGGACCGUACGCACUUUUCAUUAAGCGGCACAGUGGAACGGUCGUCGUCCAGUGUUGACGACACAGCUCCCCGUCCCAACGAACAAAGGAACAGUAAGGUCGAUGCACGCUUGUUAGCGCCCGUAAAGCGAAAUAUUUUUUAUGAAAUAAUUUAACGUUAAACUCGGCCUAACGGCAUUUUUGUUACAGUAUUUUCACUUGAGACGCUUUUUCAUCAAAUAUAACUGAUCGAGUAGCCUGAGUCAUUCAGUCCUGUUAGCAACACCGGCUAAGGUUAGCCGCAAUUGUUGGCAACUAGCGAGCUAACUGCUAACUUUAGCAUUGUUUUGACUAAAGCCAGAAGUUUUCUUUUUGGGGAAAAUGGCCGAAGUGUAUAUCCGAGUGGCAGAGGAGGAAAACGAGGAACCCAUGGAGAUCCCGUCUGAGGACGACGGCACCGUUUUGCUUUCAACCGUGGCAGCUCAGUUUCCAGGGGCGUGUGGCCUACGAUUCAGGAGCCCCGUGUCUCAGUGCAUGCGAGGAGUGCGUCUUGUGGAAGGGGUACUGCACGCGCCAGAGAGCGGAUGGGGGAAUGUCGUGUUUGUGGUGAAUUAUCCAAAAGACAACAAAAGGAAAAUGGAGGAAAUUGAUGCAUCCUCUGCUGUGAAAAUGAAGAGAGGGGAUAUGAAGACAUCUGACCUAAUCGUUCUGGGUCUUCCCUGGAAAACAACUGAGCAGGACCUCAAAGACUACUUCAGCACAUUUGGAGAAGUCAUCAUGGUCCAGGUAAAACGAGAUGCCAAGACUGGAAAUUCUAAAGGAUUUGGCUUUGUGAGGUUUACAGAGUAUGAGGCUCAAGAGAAGGUGAUCUCCCAGCGCCAUAUGAUUGACGGCCGAUGGUGUGACUGCAAGCUUCCAAACUCGAAGGUGAAUAUGCAAGGUCCAGAUGAGCCACUGAGGAGUCGAAAAGUGUUUGUAGGCCGUUGCACAGAAGACAUGACCACAGAUGACCUACGGCAGUUCUUUAUGCAGUAUGGUGAAGUCACAGAUGUCUUCAUCCCCAAGCCAUUCCGUGCUUUUGCUUUUGUCACAUUUGCAGAUGAUCAGGUUGCCCAGUCUCUCUGUGGAGAGGACCUAAUUAUCAAAGGCGUCAGCGUUCACAUCUCAAAUGCUGAGCCCAAACAUGGAAAUAGGCAGUUUGAUCGUACAGCACGGUUUGGAAAUGGUUUUGGAGCUCAAGCAUUUGGUAGCAGCCGUAGUGGGUUAGGGAGCAGCACUAACAGUAGUCUGGCGAAUUUUGGUUCCUUCAGUCUGAACCCUGCUAUGAUGGCAGCUGCACAGGCUGCUCUGCAGAGUAGUUGGGGGAUGAUGGGUAUGCUGGCUAGCCAGCAGCAGACAUCCACCUCAGGUAGCACCUCCAGUGGGACAAGCUCUAGUAGGGACCAGAGUCAGUCUUUCAGUACAGGCAACAGCAACUACGGCACCAGCUCAGCCAGUCUUGGCUGGGGAACAGGUUCAAACUCUACAACCAGUGGUAGUGGGUUUAGUUCAGGUUUUGGGUCCAGUAUGGAGUCAAAGUCAUCUGGGUGGGGUAUGUAAGUUAAAUGUGUGUAUGGUAAGUAUUGUGACAAUGAUGAGUCUUUUUGAAAAUUUAUUUCUGGUGUUGAUGCGUAUCUGACAACUUAACACUUUUGUGGAAGAUGUUUUGUAAAUUUGGAAAAAUGCUAAAGAUUUAAUUUAGAAAGUGCUGAAGUGAAUUGUUUAUCAGGAUGUCUGACUAAAGUGCUAUUUUUGAUGUCUCAUUUGUUUGUAUCCAUUUCAACUGGAUUCUCUAAUGCAUGUAUUGUGAAAUGUGAUAUAACCAUUUUGAAAAUGCAUGAAUGUUUGUGGUUCAUCAUUAUCCGGCUUUGUCAUCGAUUUAAAAGGCAAUCUUGCAUUGGGAAGAAUCUGGUUGAAACGUAAAUGUUUUAAGUGCAACUUUAUUUGCAGUCAAGUUCUGUGGAAAAGCCUUCAUUGAAAUCUCUUCUGCAGUUCACCUCUCUUCCAUUUUCCUGUGAGGAAGCUCCUCUUUGGCAGCAUUCUUGGGGUGAUAUCGGUAUCAUUCUCCCUCUUCCCACCUGUAAAUGCUAUGCCAUCAAAGAACGGCUUCACUCCGCAUGUUCUAAGAGACGGGACCUUGGGCUCUGCUGGUCGAGGUCUCCGUUUGAACCCUGACUGAAGUCUGUACUGAAGGACGAAGACGGAAGUUCCAACACUUUCAGUGUGUGGCCUUCUCAGACAUGACAUGGGGUAGUACCUGUCUUUUUGCUGCUUUUGAUGGCUUGUCAGAACAGGUUUUGUUUACAUUGUCAGAAAUGCGUCAAUUUAGUUAUGUUUAAAACAGGUUAUAGGGGGUAGUGUACUGGAUAUAUUAAGAUGUUUCAAAUUUUGCUGUCCCUAUUUACAUACAGAAUGUAAAUAGGGAGGCAAAAUAUUCUAAACACCUGAAUAUAAUGCACUCCAGCACAGCUUAAACAUAAUUCACACUUAAGGGUAUUUGUAAUAGAUUGCACAGGUGUACCUAAUAAAGUGGUCACUGGGUAUACAUUAUGGAUGGUUUGCCUGACAGUCUUAACAGUUCAUUUGAGGUUUCUCCAAGUGCGAAACAUUUAGAUCACUGGUUACAUUUUGGAGAAACAUGGCAGGUAUAUCAUUUAGCACCAUUCUAAUAGUGGAGAGUUCUUGUAGUCUGUCACUCUAACAGUGCUUAAAAAAAAGAACCUACUUUCAAAUUAGUUGAUGCGUGAUCAUUUUAUGUUAAACAUCACAUUAACAUCAGCAGGCCCCAGGUCAGAUAAGUGGGGAGUUUUUUUUGCUCUCAAUCUGCAGAAAGUGCAUAAUACUGUCAUAAAUGAAAUACCUCAUGCUUGAAUUCUUGAAAGUGGUAAUGCAUAAUUCCCAUGAAAGAAUGAUUAUGGCACCUUUGAUGACACCCAACUCACUGUCAUGUAUUAGUCAGCCUUCAUGUUUAUUUGAAUGUUGCACACACGUGAGACACUGCAGGCCUGCCUGUGUCUUGUCCUUAUUCUCUGCUUUCCUCCUCAGUUUCUCUGCUCUUCCUCUUCCCAGUAUUCUUCUUUUUCAAAUCCCUCUGCUCCUGGUUCAGUUCUUCACUUUUAUUUUGUAUGUAGUUGGACUGAAAUAAAGGCAAAUUAAACAUU